AUGGGAACAAUUAAAACAGCUGGUAAACAAAAGGCAACUGGGAUUCGUAGGUGUGUUGAGGAGAUUGUCUUUUCUUUCACUUAUCCUAGGCUUGAUAUGGAGGUUUUCAAACAAAGGAAACGUUUUACUGAAGGUACCAUUUUGCAUACACCCCAAAACAGGGUGAAGAUUACUUCAUCUAUAAUCAUAUAUAGUAAACCUGGACCUGGAUUGGAUGAUGUGACAAAUUUGUUUGUCAAAGGUCUAGCAUUCCCCCCUCCUCUUUACAGCUAUAGGAACUUUCUUGCUACACUUAAAACAUGUCCUUAUCGACAGGGCAUUGCUAUAAUUGGAUCUUUAAGCCAUUCAGGAUAA
Molecule: messenger RNA, 354 nt
Organism: Lactuca saligna
Lineage: Eukaryota; Viridiplantae; Streptophyta; Magnoliopsida; Asterales; Asteraceae
Source: the annotation of a GenBank genome assembly